Leguminivora glycinivorella is the source of this 1741-nucleotide messenger RNA. Its product is annotated as sodium channel protein Nach-like. The transcript has 12 exons. The record is from RefSeq and is a predicted model, not a curated record. Gene Ontology annotation, molecular function: ligand-gated sodium channel activity. Lineage: Eukaryota; Metazoa; Arthropoda; Insecta; Lepidoptera; Tortricidae. Gene Ontology annotation, cellular component: membrane. The coding region runs from base 1 to 1662 and encodes 553 amino acids. Gene Ontology annotation, biological process: sodium ion transmembrane transport.
AUGGUGAGGUACGGCGUCGGCGACACGGCAGCGAAAGCAAAAGGAUCAGUAAACGAAAACCAUUGGUUUGAAAAACCACCGAAAAGGGGAUUCAUAGCCGGAAAAUUCGUCGAGUUUUGCAACAGAACAGAUUUGCACGGCUACAAGUAUAUUGUUAUGGAGGACAUCAAUGUGAUGGAAAGAAGUCUGUGGGCGCUGGCGGUGGUUUUGAGCGUCGGCGUUGCGGCGUACUUUGUCGUCACGGCCUACCGCUGGUACGCUCGGAACCCGAUAGUCACGGUGAUCGAGAGCACUCACGGCCCCGUCUGGGACGUGCCAUUUCCAGCUGUCACUAUUUGUGAUUUGAAUACCAUUUCUCGGCGAGCGGCGAAGGAGUUCGCCGCAAAUGUGACCCUUCCUCCUAACAUCACCGCGAAUGAUAUCUUCGAGUACGUCCGCUGGGCUCCCCUACUCCAUUCCUCGUUUCAAGCAAAUGAAACACAAAAAUGGAUGCUGAGCAAGCUGCAAGACGUACUAGAUCUCAAUAAAAUUUCAGUGGAGACUUUUUUCACCUACAUGUCGCCAGUGUCGUCGUGUGGGCAGCUGGUGCAGCGCUGCAUGUGGAAGAACACCGUGUACCGCUGCGAGAUGCUGUUUCAGCAGGUGUUCACGCAGCUCAACCUGUGCUGCGCGUUCAACUACUUCGCCGUCAACAUCUCGCGCAACACGUUUCCCGGGAGCAACGAGUUGGGGAAGCAGGUGGCGCCGCGUCGCGUGGCCUCCUGCGGCUACCAGACCGCCCUCACCGUGCUUAUCAACACCGCUCCUGACGACUACUACAGCUCUGCGGUGGCCUCGCAGGGCGCAUUGGUGCUGAUAGACGACUCGUACAACCUGCCGGACCUGGACUCGCAGGCGCGCAUGGUGAACCCCUCCACGGAGGUGCUGAUCUCGCUGUCGCCGGAACGCACGUACGCCACGCCCGGCAUCAAGUCCUUCGAGCCGGAGCGGCGGCAGUGCUACUACAACGAUGAGCUCCAUAUUAGCCAAUUCCGCCACUACUCUUACCAUAACUGUAUGGCUUUCAAGAAGGUGGAAUACAUAAAGAAAAUGUGCGAUUGUUUGCCAUUCUACUUUCCGACUUCAGACGAUCACCGCAAAUGCAACUUUAAAGACAUGGACUGUUUAGAGAAAAUAGGAUCAACAAAUGAAAGCGAACCUGAGCCCGACAACGCUAUGAAGUGCCUGCCGGAGUGCGAGCAUUACGACUACCCUUUGGAAGUGGCUCUGGGCAUGCUGGCAAAGCAAGCCAAACUGAAUGGGAUCGCAUUUUUUAACGACGCCAAUUUGGACAACCGCUCGCUCCUGAAUGUGUUCUUCAACGACUUGGUCUCGACCAGAUACCGACGCGAUGUUUAUUUGAACUGGCAAAACAUUCUCGCUUCGUUCGGUGGGCUCCUCUCUUUGAUGCUCGGCUUCACACUAACAUCUGGAUUUGACCUUGUCAUAUUCUUCACCUUUAGAAUAGCUUAUGACGCAUUGAAAACAAUUUCGUCUAAUGAAAACCUGAAACAAGACUACACCAGCAAACGCAGAGAGCCCUCUUUCGCUACUAAAGAGUUGUAUGUUGGAAAACCAUCGGAAUGGGAAACAGAAAGGCGCUACGGAAAUGUAAAAUACUGAAUGUACAAUACGUAAGCGUUGUGUAAAAUGCGUGCUGUAUUAAAAGAUCACUGUUGUAUUGAUUGACUAAUAAACAUAU